AUGGAGGAGCCAGAGAAGAGCAGAGCGUCUGUUUCGGCUAAAACUGAUGUAGAUUCGGUGAAGGAUGUUUCGUGUCGAGCUUCGGCUGAUUCGGUUAAGGCAUCGCGAUCCAAACCGAGACUGAAAGUGUUCAGUAAAGUGAUGGAGAAGAGUCUGCAGUGGCUGCUGGACAACGCCAGUUUCGACAGGUUUUCCCACUAUUUCCAGCCUCUGUCAAAGCAGAACCCUCAGCUGACCGAAGCCAUGCACAAACAGUUCAUCAGCCAGCUGCAGACUUUAGUUCAGAAAGAGAUCUCCUCUGUGAUCGAUGAGGGAGAGCUGCAGGUGAAGUUUGAAGAGCUGGACCGACUGGAGGAGCUCGCUAAAGACACAACACAAGCUGCAUGGCGUCCGAGCGGCGCUCCAGAGCAGGACGUGUGCAGUGCUUUAGUGUCUUAUUAUAAGAAGCAGGAGGAGUACAUGCGGAUCCAGCUGAAGAAGCUCCAGAAGGAGAACACAGGGCUUGCUCAGAAAGUGCAGUCCGGCCGAGAGAACAUCACACACACAGAGAAGCACAUCGCUUCAGGAGUGGAGGAGUGGAGGGCAUCACUUGAAGAUCUGGAAGCUUUCGUCUCGACUCUUUCUCCGUCUGAACACUUCGGGUCUCUCUAACAUCAGUUUUUGUGUGUAUUUAGUGAAGCUUGCAUAUAAUUUUAUUGUGCAUCUUGCAAGGUUUAUUUCGAUUUUCAUUAAUAUGUGUUCUCCAUUUAUUAAACGUCUUGUUUCAUUGUGGAAUAAAUCAAUAAAAAACA
Molecule: messenger RNA, 791 nt
Organism: Carassius gibelio (silver crucian carp)
Lineage: Eukaryota; Metazoa; Chordata; Actinopteri; Cypriniformes; Cyprinidae
Gene: pmf1
Product: polyamine-modulated factor 1
Exons: 5
Coding region: 1-651 (216 amino acids)
Biological process (GO): chromosome segregation
Cellular component (GO): MIS12/MIND type complex
Source: RefSeq, a predicted model, not a curated record